Neofelis nebulosa (Clouded leopard) is the source of this 6906-nucleotide messenger RNA. RefSeq names its product ubiquitin conjugating enzyme E2 H (gene UBE2H). Gene Ontology annotation, biological process: protein sumoylation; ubiquitin-dependent protein catabolic process; protein polyubiquitination. The transcript has 6 exons. The record is from RefSeq and is a predicted model, not a curated record. Lineage: Eukaryota; Metazoa; Chordata; Mammalia; Carnivora; Felidae. The coding region runs from base 2168 to 2680 and encodes 170 amino acids. Gene Ontology annotation, molecular function: SUMO conjugating enzyme activity; ubiquitin conjugating enzyme activity. Gene Ontology annotation, cellular component: nucleus.
GAGACAGAGUGUGAGUGGGGGAGGGGCAGAGAGAGAGGGAGGCACGGAAUCCAAAGCAGGAUCCAGGCUCUGAGCUGUCAGCACAGAGCCCGAGGUGGGGCUUGAACUUGUGAGCUGUGAGAUCAUGGCCUGAGCUAAAGUCAGAUGCUCAACUGACUGAGCUACCCAGGCACCCCUGUGUUUAUUUUCGAUAGAGAGACAGAGUGUGAGCAGGGGAGAGGGGAGGGGCAGAGAGAGAAAUACACACAUAGAAUCUGAAGCAGGCACCAGGCUCUGAGCUGUCAGCACAGAGCCCGACACGAGGCUCAAACCUGCGAACUGUGAGAUUAUGACCUGAGCCGAAGUUGGGCGCUCAACUGACUGAGCCACCCAGGCGCCCCAAACCUGUUACUUAUCUCUUUAUAUGUGUAUUGCUUUAAAAAGCCUGAGUCUGUACCACUGUCUUCCCUCAUUUAAUUUUUAUGAAAUCGAGGUUAAGGUGUUACUAAUAUUUGACACCUGCUAUGCCUAAUGAAUGUGGAGUUGCAAAGUGGACAGCAGGUGUUGGUCCUUCAUGUUCUGGAAAAGAACUAGGGAAUCAAGAGGUCCUUCUGACCAGAGCUUUAGAGCAAUGAUUUAUAAUGGCAAACUAAUGGUUUGUACGUGCAUGUGUGUUCUUUUCCCCCUUUCCUUUGGGUUUAUAGGCAUUCAUAUUUGAAUUUCAAAGAACUUGCUUUAAGAAAUUCUUGAGAUUAUUGAUGUUGUAAAAUUACCAUGGGGGAUUCUUGGUCUCUAGAGACACAAACGCAUAAUUAGACAGUAUGGAGAAGGAAAGGAGGAAGAGUCGUGGCCUGGGUUAUGGACGUGGAUCUUUCCAUAAGUAGCUCCAUGACGUUGAGAUGUGUUGACUGCUUCAUAAAAAGGAAAGGUUGGGGGCACCCGGGACUGUCCAAUUCUUGGUUUUGGCUCAGGUCUUGAUACCACAGUUUGGUUCGUGAGAUAGAGCCCUGAGUCGGGCUCUGCACCGACAGCAUGGAGCCUGCCUGGGAUUCUCUCUCCCCCAUCUCUGCACCCCACCCACAUGCACACACGCGCAUUUUCUCUCUCAAAAUAAAUAAACAAACAUUAAAAAAAAAAAAAAAAAAAAAAAGGAAUGACCGCAUGCCUAAAAUCUCUUCCUGCUCGUUUUCUGUGAUCCAUUGUUUUUCACUUUUCUAUAAUCUUCAUCUGUAGAAUGGGUACCACUGCUUGUAUUUGUUAAUUUUUAUACAACACUUUGCAGUUGUGAUAUACUGUAUGUCACUUGGAGAGUGGCAAAGAAUAUGUUUCCUUUAAAAAUGUCACUGCUGGAGGGGUGCCUAUGUGGUUCAGUCUGUUAAGUGUCCGACUUUGGCUUAGGUCACGAUCUCACAGUUGGUGAGUUUGAAGAAUCCUCUCUCUCUGCCCUCCCCCCGCCCCUUGUGCUCUCUUUGUCUGUCAAAAAUAAACAUUAAAGAAAAAAAAAGUCACUGCUGAGGCACCUGGCUGGCUCAGUAGAGCAUGCGACUCCUGAUCUCAGGGUAAUGAGUUUAAGCCCCAUGUUGGCCAUAGAGCUUACUUCAAAAAAAAAAAAAAAAAAAGUCACUGCUUACUGUAAAUGAUUCACAUGUGCUUUGAUUAAGUAUGUCUGUGGGUAGGGAUUAUUAAACAAUUCUGUUUUCAUUGAGUGAUACUGUAGUCUACGUGUCAAGUAUUAGGGUAAAAACUGCUCUACUGUAUUGAAAACAAAGGAAGUAAAGUUUUCAAAGAUGUUCAGAGAAGAGAAGAACAUUGGAAGCAUGAAAUGCCAAAGAUACUGCAUAAAGCCAUAUUAAAUUUAGCUUAAUAAUACUUACUGAGAAGCCCCUCCCACUAUGUCCUAGGCACUGUUGAUGGCACGUUGAAGAAGCAUACAGCCCAGAAGGGGAGAUAGCAUGUUUUUUUAAAUAGAUAGUUGCAUGAGGAUUUUGCAGAGGGCCACUGGACUCUUUGCAUGUUUCUGUACCAUUUAUGGGGAAAUUACAUGUUGUCUUUGACUUCACAAAGUUUUCAAGUUCAGGUGCCAUUGUCAUCCUUAAGGUUGUGAUUCAUUUGUUUUUCUCCUCCAGCCUCCUGUGAUUAGGUAGUCUGCCUUUGGAAUGACAGGGUUCUUUCUGGUAGCUUCUCUGACAUGUGGAUAGUGGUUUCAUCUGCCUCCAAACUGAAAACAGGAAAGGUGGAAGUUGUGAUCAGCAGAGAGGAGAAAGAAACUCGCGGCCUCUACCAUAAACGCACAUGCAUUGAGAGUAAGCAUGAGGUUACGAUCCUGGGAGGACUCAAUGAAUUUGUAGUGAAGUUUUACGGACCACAAGGAACACCAUAUGAAGGUGGAGUAUGGAAAGUUAGAGUGGAUCUUCCUGAUAAAUACCCUUUCAAAUCUCCAUCUAUAGAUCUUACCAAUAUAUUUGAGUCCUUCCUGCCCCAGUUGUUGGCCUAUCCCAACCCCAUAGAUCCUCUCAAUGGUGAUGCUGCAGCCAUGUACCUCCAUCGACCAGAAGAAUACAAGCAGAAAAUUAAAGAGUACAUCCAGAAAUACGCGACGGAGGAGGCACUGAAAGAGCAGGAAGAGGGCACCGGUGACAGCUCGUCGGAGAGUUCUAUGUCUGACUUUUCGGAAGAUGAGGCCCAGGAUAUGGAGUUGUAGUAGAAAAAGCACCUGCUUUUCAGAAAGACUAUUAUUUCCUAACCAUGAGAAGCAGACUAUAAUAUUCAUAUUUAAACAAAGCAAUUUUUUUUAUUACUAAACAAGGUUUUUAUGAAUAAUAGCAUUGAUAUAUAUAUAUUAUAUAUCACCCUUUAGAUCUUGAUUUCCUGGUCAUUUCUCAACCUGAGGUGCAUAGCAUAUCCCCACAUUCCAUUUUGGUAGCAAUAUGCGGUCCGAAUGCAUGCAUUCAUAAGUCCAUUUGGCCAAGUCAGCCUGUGUGCUACUGAACUGUCGAAAGAAACAGCCGCUCUGAUAGAUAGACGUGAGUAAAAAUAACAGGAAAAAGUGGCUUCUUUUAUUGAUGGUUCCAAAGAAACAAACCAAACCAACCAGCUCUUGGACGUGAAGAUAGAAUAUAGCGCCUUUUCAAAACGGUCGGGAGGAACUGGGCGGGGAGGAAGGCCUGCACCUGCUGUGGGAUCACCUAGAGCCGCCACGGCAGAUCCCCAACCGCUCCUUCCCGGGAAGCCUUGGUGGCCCCGUUUCCGCGGAGUAACAGUUUAAAACAGGGAGCUAAUUGGAGUAUUGAAACCUAACAACAAUUUUUUGACUCUGGAUUUUAAGUACCUUUUUAUAUGUAGAUUCCUGCCCUUCUCGCUACCAGGCCCCGCAGCCGCAAGUGUUUUUGCUUUGGAGAACCUUUUGGAAGUGUUUUCUGAACCUGAUUCUUUUUCUUGGGGGUAGAGCUUAUAAUCCAUACCUUUUUGAGAGGACAGGACAGGAGGAGAAGAGAAGUUGUUUCGUCUCAUCCAACACGUGCAGAGUCACAUCCCCAUCCUGUUGGCCACUUUGGGACUGCUACCCUGGACUGAGAGCUUUAAAUUGGAGGGUGGUUGUGGGUGUUUUUAUGUUGUUGUUGUGGUUGGGGCUUUUUUUUUUUUUUUUUUUUUUGGUGUGUGUGUGUGUGUGUGUGUGUGUGUGAGUGUGUGAAUCGUGCUUAGACAAGGUGCAAAUUUAAUCUUCACCAAGAGAUGGCCUCCUCCUUGGGCAGCCACUCAGUGGACCAUUAGACUCGGCAAGAAGACCCGUCUGGUGGCUGUGACUCCUGGGUGCUCUCGUUCAUGUUUUGGGUUUGUUUUCUCUUCUGCCGCUCUUGGCAGCAGCCUGGUCAUCAUCUGCUCGUGGGAGUGGGAAAUGGGUAUUUUAGACCCAACACACAUUCUAAAUUUAAAAUGAGUAAUAAUUGGAACAAAUAAAGGUCCUUGUACCCAGAGUGACUCUGCAUGGGAAAAAAACAAACCGCUGUUUUCAGAGUGUGACUGGAUAGGAGGGAAGAUUCGGAAAUGCGAUGUGGUAGAACAGGUUUUGAAGGAGGAAAAUGUUCUCUCCUGUAAGCGUUAAGAGGAAAUCAGACAGUUGAAAAUGCCUGCUAAUCAAAUGUUUACUCAGCUAACCAUAGGUCCAGGUUGCCGGCAGGGUUUUCUUCAAACAGGAGUGUUGCCUGCUGAAUUUGGAGAACUUUAGACAGCAAGUCUGUAUCCCUUUUUUGCCACAACCAAUAGGACAAUAGCAGAAUUAGCCAAUCCUAAAACUUUCUCAAGACAAUUUUUGAGUGUCCCACCGGGAUGAUUUUUCUUUCUGAUGUGUGUCUUAGUUUAGAAGUGCUAACUAUUUCACAAGGUUUGAGUCCGUGAGGUUGGAAGAUCCCCUAUCUUUUUUUAUUCAAAAAGCACAAUCAGUCUUUUCUUUAAAAAGCUAUAUAAAGUACAACUUGCUCUUAGCAUGAUUAUUUUCCUAAAUAAAAGACAAAGAAUUUACUUAUGUUAAUUACGGGCAUGAAGCAAAAGGUUUCCUUAAAAAAGAAAUUUUUUUUAAAGUGCAGUUAUGUAGGGCUGUGGUUAGUUAACCGUACUGAGUUAUCUAUCUAGCAUUUGUGGCUUGUUGGAGGGGUAGUGUUAACUAUUUAACAUGGAAUGGUGUGCUUUAACUCUUUUCUAGCGCGUUGUCUUCUCAUUACUUUGGGGGAGGGAGGGUCUCUGCUGGCACUAACCUGCUUACCUGCUGAAUUAGCAGCUUGCUUGUGCUAUAACCGUUUAAAUUGUAGGUGCGACUUAGGGUAGGCUUUAAAGUGCUGGGUGGUGAUUUGAGUUCAAACAAUAAAAAAUUGUAUUUUUUCAAUAUUGUAUAAACAAUAGUGUUCUAAUUACCUUUCAAAAAAAAUAAUGUCCAGAUAAUAAUUGCUUUUAAUCUUGUCAAAAAAACAAAAAACAAGCUAGUAGAGCCAAGUUUAGGGGAAUGUGUGUGAGCCACAGCUCUGCUCCCCAACUAGAUCCGCUUUUCGCAAAUAAAAAGACAUCACAGCUCCCCGCCGACGGAGCGCUCUGGCACUGGGAGCCUGGUGGUGUGGAAUUCUCAGACGAAGACGUGUUGGGGAGGUUGCAGGGCUUAAGAAGCAGAUCUGAGUGUCGCAUGGCUGUAGCAUGUGUGCGUGUGUGUUUGUCCAUCCAAGUCUGUCUGAUGAAGAUGUGAUGAGGCUCCCUGUUAGCACAAGGAGGCUCCUGGAAUUGCUACCCAAAUCACGCUGUACCCUCUCAUUCUGUGCAAAUCUGUCCUUUCUGGGCGCUCACCUUGGUCCCGUGCAUGUUUUGGGCUCUGUGUGGGGCUUUCCCUCUCCUCUGAGAAACCGGUUUUUGGUAAGUCGGACAGAAUCCCUUUCUAUGCUAACUUUUGUCCCUUCCUGUACCUGGGAGAGGGAGGCUGGAGGCGGAGACCAUGCUUCUAGGUACAGCGGGAGCUAGAAGGCGGCCUGGCUGUGAAUCAGAGGACUCUGGGCCCCCAGUAAUAGAUGACAUGCAGUAAGGCAGGGGGUGUCACGGCACCAAAAGCUUUUCCAGGUUUCCCAUCAUUAAUGCUCAGAAAAGCACCCAGAGCCCCUCAGAAAGGCUGAACGUUAUUGCUUUUAAAGGUGGUGGUCGUAGGUCGGAGUUGCUUCUGGCAGGUUCCCUCCCUUUCUCAGCGUACCCAUGGUUCAUUUUGAAGUCUUACCUUGUGGUUUGACCAGCGCAAGCCAUCCUUUGCCCCUGUUCAAAUGGCCGAGCUCAAGCUCACGCCAAAAGCGACGAGCGAGGUGGCCGCAGCCCGCAGCACGUGACCGCUGCCGUCCUGCAGCCCCAGCGCGGGGGCCUGGUGGGUUGCAUUCAGUGGUAGCCAGGCUAGAUGCUGGCAGUUUGCUCGUGUGUUUUCAACCUUCUCGCCCUCCCUGAGGUUCCUGUGCGGUUUCAACCAGCAUUUUAUACUAGUGAGAUCGUUACCAGAAGUUGCCGUAUCUGUCUCCAGUACCUAACAUUGUUCUUCCACUUGAGAAGCCGUUCUCAUUGCCAACUGGCUGAUCUAGGCUCCUGAGGAGUGUCUCCCCUCGAAGGAAUUAUUUUCCCUGGAAAUGCUCUCUCAAGCCCUGGUCGGCCUUGGCCUGACACUUGCUUUUUAUUAGGCCUCCUGUUAGGAUGGCUGAGAAUCAUGAAAGACAGGUCCUCUGCUAGCCUUCAUGGGUGAAGUUUCUAGACCCCAGCUUUCUGGGAACUGGUGUUUGAUUUUGAAUGGCAGACGGCCCUUCUAUGUUCUAGGGACUCAAUUAGAAGAGUGAAAGCCAUAACAAAAGUUAGCAAGAGUUCUUUUUUAUUUCAUCAACUUCCUAACUGGGUUCAUAGCCGCCUUGACUAAAAUCAAAUCCUUUCUGAUUGGGCGCAAAGACCUGCAUUUCUCUGGACUUCUGAAUCCAUGUUCCUAUUUUCUCUGGCCACUGAACACCUUGGUGGUUCCGUCAGGGAUUGGCGUGGAGGCCCCUUGGGGAGGGGGAGUUAGCGGCCCUCGGCUGUUCAGGUUCUCCACGCAACCUGAGGAGGGGCCAGGACUCCAUUCAGCAAAUACUGUCUUGGCUGUGGGCUUGGGAAGAAAUGGCCAUUAUUUACUGAUUGUAUUUGGUACAUAUUGUGUGAUACUUGAAGAGAUAAAAGGGACUUACCAGCCCUUAAUUGAAAUCUAAGCUUUUUCUCGCUUUGUUUUUUUCCUUGCCCUAUCUCCCUUCCACCUUUUUCCUUGCAUUGUGAUGAUCUAGCGGGCACUUCUGUCAACAGGACAAAUGCCUCCUCUGACUAUAACCUCUUAAUAGUUGUGUAUAAUGAAAACUGUAAACUUUUUUAAAUAAAAUGUGUAUAUACCUUGGCAAA